Messenger RNA from Manis pentadactyla (Chinese pangolin), 3513 nucleotides. RefSeq names its product dynein cytoplasmic 1 light intermediate chain 1 (gene DYNC1LI1). Gene Ontology annotation, biological process: microtubule cytoskeleton organization; microtubule-based movement. Lineage: Eukaryota; Metazoa; Chordata; Mammalia; Pholidota; Manidae. The coding region runs from base 123 to 1697 and encodes 524 amino acids. Gene Ontology annotation, molecular function: dynein heavy chain binding. Gene Ontology annotation, cellular component: centrosome; cytoplasmic dynein complex. The record is from RefSeq and is a predicted model, not a curated record. The transcript is spliced from 13 exons.
GUCGGCCCCCACAGGUCCCGCCCCACUCCCGAGGGCUGGGCGCCCCAUAUCCGGGUUCCCAGCUCCGCAGCCGUCGCUGCGCUCAUUCAGCUUUGCCCAGAUCCGUGGGAUUCCCGACAAAGAUGGCGGCCGUGGCGCGAGUCGGCUCCUUCGGUUCCUCCCCGCCGGGAUUAGCCUCGGUUUACGCGAGCGGACCCUUGGCCAACGAACUAACGUCGGGCAAUGGCGGAGCCGUUGCAGGCGACGACGAGGACGGGCAGAACCUUUGGUCCUGCAUCCUCAGCGAGGUCUCCACCCGCUCGCGCUCCAAGCUCCCCGCGGGGAAAAACGUACUGCUGCUGGGUGAAGAUGGAGCUGGAAAAACAAGCUUAAUAAGAAAACUUCAAGGAAUAGAGGAGUACAAGAAAGGAAGAGGAUUGGAAUAUUUGUACUUAAAUGUUCAUGAUGAAGACAGGGAUGAUCAAACAAGAUGUAAUGUAUGGAUCUUAGACGGGGACCUGUAUCACAAAGGCCUCCUGAAAUUUUCACUGGAUGCCAUUUCUCUGAAAGACACUCUGGUUAUGCUGGUUGUUGAUAUGUCCAAGCCUUGGACUGCACUGGAUUCUUUACAGAAAUGGGCAAGUGUUGUGAGAGAACAUAUUGACAAAUUGAAAAUUCUGCCUGAAGAAAUGAAAGAAAUGGAACAGAAGUUGACUAGAGACUUCCAAGAGUAUGUAGAGCCAGGAGAGGAUUUCCCAGCUUCUCCUCAGAGAAGAAAUACUGUGUCACAAGAAGACAAAGAUGACAGUGUGGUUUUACCUCUGGGUGCGGAUACUCUUACACAUAACUUGGGCAUUCCAGUACUAGUAGUUUGCACAAAGUGUGAUGCCAUUAGUGUAUUGGAGAAAGAACAUGACUACAGAGAUGAACAUUUUGAUUUUAUUCAGUCACAUAUCCGAAAGUUUUGUUUACAGUAUGGUGCAGCUCUUAUUUAUACUUCAGUAAAAGAAAACAAAAAUAUAGAUUUAGUGUAUAAAUACAUCAUCCAGAAACUAUAUGGAUUUCCCUAUAAGAUUCCUGCUGUUGUUGUGGAAAAAGAUGCAGUAUUUAUUCCAGCAGGGUGGGAUAAUGAUAAGAAAAUAGGAAUAUUGCAUGAAAAUUUUCAAACAUUAAAAGCGGAAGAUAAUUUUGAAGACACUAUAACUAAGCCGCCCGUCCGAAAGUUUGUGCAUGAGAAGGAAAUUAUGGCAGAAGAUGACCAAGUGUUUCUUAUGAAGCUGCAGUCCCUUUUAGCAAAGCAGCCACCAACUGCCGCUGGAAGGCCUGUGGAUGCCUCACCAAGAGUCCCAGGAGGUUCUCCGCGAACACCAAAUAGAUCUGUGUCAUCCAAUGUUGCCAGCGUGUCACCCAUCCCUGCUGGGUCAAAAAAAAUGGAUCCAAAUAUGAAAGUUGGAGCUACAAGUGAAGGUGUCCUGGCAAAUUUCUUCAAUAGUCUGCUGAGUAAAAAGACUGGUUCUCCAGGAGGCCCGGGUGUUGGUGGUGGUAGCCCUGGAGGUGGGGCUGGAGGUGGAAGCGGUGGUUUACCACCAUCUGCCAAAAAGUCAGGCCAGAAGCCUGUCCUAUCAGAUGUUCAUGCAGAACUAGACAGAAUUGCACGAAAACCAGUUACAGUUUCUUCUACAACACCUACAUCUCCUACAGAAGGAGAAGCUUCUUGAAGAUACCAAAUAAAGCCAUUUAUUCAGUCUUCAGGAUAAUGUAAACUUGCCCCUGCCUUCUCCUUCAAAAGUGGAAUUAUGGAGCUGGAGUGCUGCUUCAGAUGGACUAAAUUUCUUUUUUUUUUUUUUUUUUUUGUGGUUGUUCAUUUUUACAAAAGGGAGCUAUACAGAAGAAGAAUUAUUCUACACUAGGUAGGAUUGCUGUUUGCAUUGUCACUUUGCAUAAGGAAGUUAUUUUGGAUUUUUGAAAAACUCAAAAUUUAUGGAUCUGAAUUAUAGCCAUGUGAUCAUAUUCCAAAGGCUAUUUAAAACAUACUGGCAGGUUCAGGGAAGGGCAGAAAAUAAUAUGCUUUGAGCAUUUGACUGACUUGGAAGUCCAAGCUUAUUUUAGUUAAGACUGUUAAAAUAAUUUUUUAAAAUUGUGUGUUAGUUUUGCUGCAAAAGAGAAAAUGAUCAAUUGUCAGAUUUUCCACACAAACAUAAAUACACCACCACACACAGAAUAUGCUGAGAAAACUAUCAGAAAGUAUUUGGUACACUAGUCACUGUCUCAAUCCAUGAUCCUGUAAGUUGUCAUCUUGUUGGCCAAGGUUUGUUUCUUUAAAUGAGAAGAAAAAGCACACUGCCUAAAUGUGUAAAAGGAAAAUGCAGAGGUAAUUAAAAUGUAAAGAGGUAACAGUCUUUGGAAUUGUACACACACACACACACACACACACACACACACACACACACACACACACGGCUCUGCCUUAGUAAUAUACCCCUUUUUUGUUUGUGACUUUCAACUGUAAUCAGUUAAUAAAGUAUUUAUUCUCUGCAUUCGGGUUCAGAUAACUUGUUGUGUUCUCUUAUAUUUAAAUUCGUAUAUAUCACAUAAUGACUAAGUUGUUAGCAUUUUGAAGUGUUUGACUCAAGGAUUAUUGAGCUUUCUCAUCUUUCUAAGAGACAAGUGAGUACAUGAGAUUCACUAUUCUGUAAAUGUCCUUAAAUUGGGAGUUUACCUUGAUCAACACAUUUUCCCCACAAGCAUGUCUGGAACUGUAGAAUCUUAUGUCAGCAUUUCUAGUAGAUAAUAACAUAGCCUUUUCCAUUACUUAAUGGUCAAAAGCUGUUUUAAAGGCUUGGCAAAUGCACUGACACAGCUCCUCUUAGAGGUAUGCACACCUGUAAGUAGUCCCACCUUUUCAAUACUCAAGUUUUCAAUGCUUGUUUUAGAACCUUCAUAAGAACAAUUCAGUCUUCUUAUUGAAGUUCUACUGAAGAAAACAUGUACAUUUGCCCUAUUGAGUCAUUUCAGAUAAUUGGGGAAAAAUGGUUACUAUCCUUUAAACUGGUCUUUGUUUUUCCUUUAAAAUAUGCUGUAUAUUCCAAAGAUUUUUUUUCUACAAAGUGUUUGAGGGCAAUAGCUCUCUACUCUCAUGAUCCUUUCAUUAGAACUUUAAAAUCUGUUUAAUUUUAUGGUUUUAUUUGGCUCCUAAUGAUUUAAUGUAAAUGCUAAAAAUAUAUGAGGGGAAUAAUUUGUUUUAAUGUGGGAAAAACUAAGAUGGAAAAUAGGCAUGGGAAAGUUAAUUUGUAAAAAUUUUACUUGUAGAAAUACAAGAUGAAAAAUGCCACUGAUAAAAUCUUUAAUCCAGAAAAGUUUCUUCAAUCGUGUUGUAAAGAAAUUUUUUGUUUGCAUUGUCACUUUGCAUAGGGAAGUUAUUUUGGAUUUUGAAAAACUCAAAAUUUAUGGAUCUGAAUUACAGCCAUAUGAUCAUAUUCCAUUACUUGAAGUAAGUGAAAUUAAUGAAAGGAAAGAAGUCUGUGCAUCAUGGUA